CUUUAAUCAGGAUAUCGAGAUUGAGAAACUGGAAAACGAAAGUGAAGAAGGGAUGAAUUUAGUUGAGCCCUUUAGCUUUACCGAUGCCCAAAAACCUGGAUCCGUUUGUCAAUACGUUGACAUCAAAGAGUUGCUCGAGGCUCACGCGGGAAGCUUGGAGUUAGAUACGUCGAAUGGUGUAAGUAAUGCCGGUGAAUUGGCCUUCAAAGAAGCUGAAAGUGUUAAAGACUCGUCUUUUCACACUGUCACUAACGCUAGUAUGGUAGCUGAAAUCGAGAGGGAAAAUGAUUCUAUUUCUCUCUUAAACGAAGAGUCUUUAUUAGAAAAACCGAUAAGUGAGAGAGAGAAAGAGCAGCUCGAGAAAAUACAGUGUAUACGAGUAAUUUAUCUGCAGCUUCUCCACAAGUUGGGAUAUUCUCCGGAAGAUUCCGUAGCUUCAAAGAUUCUACACCGCCUAAGUACUGCCGAAGCAAAGCUAUCAUCACAACCAUUCCAUCUCGAUUCCGCCGUAAAAGAAGCCAUCAAGGAGAAGGGCGAUUUGGACAUUUCACUCUGCAUCCUCGUUAUAGGCAAAACCGGAGUCGGAAAAAGCGCAACUAUAAAUACCCUUUUCGGAGAAACGAAGACUGCAGUCAAUGCGUUCGAGCCUUCCACGAAUCGUGUGAAAGAAAUUAUCGGUACAAUAAAUGGAGUCAAAGUGAAAGUCUUCGAUACUCCUGGACUCGGAACUUCUUCGAUGGAAGACCAGUCCAUUAACCGAAGAGUUUUGUCUUCGAUUAAGAAGGUGAUGAAGAAAACCCCACCCGAUGUUAUUCUAUUCGUCGACCGAUUAGACACGCAAACCGAUAAUAACCUAAACGAUUUGCAUGUAAUGAAAUCAGUCGCUUCUUGUCUGGGCUCUUCAAUGCGGCAAAAAUCUAUCCUUGUUUUGACACACGGGAAUUCGAUAUUUUUUUCAGAUGGGCUCGACGAGGCACUUGUUGCUGCUCAGAAAUUACGGGUUUUUCAAGAGCUUAUUAGGCAUUCAUCUAUGGAGAUUAAUCGUGGACCGUUGAUUCCGGUAUGUGUAGUUGAAAACCAUUCGUGUAGAGAAAGUUGGAGAUUGGAGCUUCUGCUUUUGUGCUGCUCGAUCAAGACUUUGUCGGAAUCAAGUUCUUCGAUUAUUGCGAUUGAGAAUAGUCUCUUUGACAAUAGGGAGAAGCUCUUCGGUUUACAGUCAACUUUAUCGUACUUGUUGUCCGUCUUAUUACAACCCAGUUUUCACAGGAAACAACGCUGUAACGAUGCCUCAGAUCUCGAUCUUGAAUUUCCGUCUCUUUCCGACAUCGAAGAAGGCAUCGAGGGUAAUGACGAUAAUACCCCUCCGUUAAAGCCCAUGAAGAAGAAAUCACAAAUUGUUAAUCUGAGCAUGGGACAAAGACGAGGGUACUUUGAGGAGUUUAAUUCGCGGGCGCCAGUCAAAUAUGAAAUCGAAGCUGCAAAUCGUUUUUCGCCGGAGAUUACAGCUCAGCUUAACGAUGAUAAGCAAGAACUGAAUAUCAAGUUGCAUUCGCGGGUCCCACUUGGGCUGACUGUUGUGAGACACGGGGGCGAAAUGUAUGCGUGCAAAUUGGAGUCUCGAUUUCCGGUCGGUGGAAAAUCGAGUGUGAACGCAGGUUUUGGUAUGAACAGCAGGCUGACCGGACAGAUUUGUAUCAAGGCAAGAGAUUCCGAUCAGCUUCAGAUUGCUGCCCUGGCUGUUUUUCUUCCGGUCGCCGGAGCUGUUUUCAGGGGAAUAUUCCGGCGAUCAGACGAGGAUAAUUGAAGUUCAAGAAAAGAUUUAAGAAAAAAAAAAAAAACCAGUUGUUUUGUUAAUAUAUAUAUGUUAUUUGUUGAUUUUUGAAUGUAGUUGUUGCUGUUUAUGUAAUGAAAUGAAAACUGACAACCUCGGACUGGGUUUUUUGUUCAUGAAUGAUUGAAUUCUUGAAUUUUC
Molecule: messenger RNA, 1972 nt
Organism: Erythranthe guttata (spotted monkey flower)
Lineage: Eukaryota; Viridiplantae; Streptophyta; Magnoliopsida; Lamiales; Phrymaceae
Biological process (GO): protein targeting to chloroplast
Cellular component (GO): chloroplast outer membrane
Molecular function (GO): GTP binding
Source: RefSeq, a predicted model, not a curated record